ACUUUUUUGUAAUCUCCUUGGCGGUAUCAGAUCUAUUCGUGGCGGUUCUUGUGAUGCCGUGGAAAGCUAUGUCUGAGGUGGCCGGAUGCUGGAUCUUCGGCAGCUUCUGUGAUACCUGGAUAGCUUUUGACAUCAUGUGCUCCACCGCGUCGAUUCUCAAUCUUUGUAUAAUAAGUAUGGACAGAUACUGGGCAAUUUCGAGCCCUUUUCGAUAUGAACGUAAAAUGACCCAGAGGUUUGCCUUCGUUAUGAUCGGAGUGGCAUGGACCCUCUCCAUUCUGAUCUCCUUCAUUCCCGUUCAGCUCAAUUGGCACAAAGCAGAGGAGGAAAAUGUAACAGGGAACGACACUAAUGAAAUCGUGGACUGCAACGCAAGCUUGAAUAGCACAUAUGCCAUAUCUUCCUCUUUGAUAAGUUUUUACAUUCCAGUCGUUAUUAUGGUUGGCACUUACACACGGAUCUACCGGAUUGCGCAAACCCAGAUCCGGAGAAUAUCAUCGUUGGAGAGAGCCGUGGAACACGCACAGAACAAUCAGCAAGCAACCGAGCAAACAAACUCCUUAAAAACAACUUUUAAAAAAGAAACGAAAGUUUUAAAGACACUCUCUAUCAUUAUGGGAGUGUUUGUAUUUUGCUGGUUGCCUUUUUUCGUGGUCAACUGCAUAGUUCCUUUUUGUGACAUUAACAAUGUUGGUGACCGCCUGUGUGUAAGUAACGCCACUUUUAACAUUUUUGUGUGGUUUGGAUGGGCCAACUCAUCGUUAAACCCAGUCAUAUACGCAUUUAAUGCUGAUUUCAGAAAAGCAUUCUCCACCAUUCUAGGCUGCAAUAGAUACUGUUCCAGUUCUACUGUAGAAGCUGUCAAUUUCAGCAAUGAGUUGGUGUCUUACCACCACGACACUACGCUCCAGAGAGACACAAAUAUCACUGCCUCUGCGCACUGUGCACAACGCCAGCCCACGGUCUCACACGGUGAAGACUUGGACGUACCGUUUGACAAAGUCUCCAUUAUCUCCGAUACUUCACAUAACCAAAGAAACCUUAUCCUGCCUGAAAUACUGCAGUUUGAAUGUGAAGCAGAAAUAUCCUUAGAUAUGAUACCUUUCCCCUCAACUGGGCCCAGUGAGUGUUGUGUGAUUCCAGGUCAAAUUGAGGAUAUGUGA
Messenger RNA from Coregonus clupeaformis (lake whitefish), 1163 nucleotides. Its product is annotated as D(5)-like dopamine receptor. Lineage: Eukaryota; Metazoa; Chordata; Actinopteri; Salmoniformes; Salmonidae. The transcript has a single exon. Gene Ontology annotation, cellular component: membrane. Gene Ontology annotation, molecular function: G protein-coupled receptor activity. The record is from RefSeq and is a predicted model, not a curated record. The coding region runs from base 54 to 1163 and encodes 369 amino acids. Gene Ontology annotation, biological process: adenylate cyclase-activating adrenergic receptor signaling pathway.